AUGAACACAAGACUUGACAUAAACGCAAGACUAGACAUAAACACUAAAUUAAACAUAAACACAAGAUUAGACUUAAACACAAGACUAGACAUAAACACAAGAUAAGACAUAAAAACUAGAUUAAACAUAAACACAAGAUUAAACAUAAACACAACAUUAAAUUUAAACACUAGAUUAAACGUAAACACAAGAUUAGACAUAAAUACAAGAUUGGAAAUAAACACAAGAUUAGACAUAAACACUAGACUUGACAUAAACACAAGAUUAGACAUAAACACAAGAUUAGACAUAAACACAAGAUUAGACAUAAACACAAGAUUAGACAUGAACACAAGAUUAGACUUAAACACAAGACUAGACAUAUACACAAUAUUUUACAUAAAUACAAGAUUAGAAAUAAGCACAAGAUUAGAUAUAAACACAAGAUUAGAUACAAACAUAAAACUAGACUUAAACACAAGAUUAGAUUUAAACAUAAGACUAGACAUAAAUACAAGAACUGCCUGGCUCUACGCUGCUCAUCGUAAAUGUCACACCACGGACAGGCACUACGCCUCACACACCACUUAUGCCUCAAGCUAUACAUAG
This is a messenger RNA of Eurytemora carolleeae, 588 nucleotides long. RefSeq lists its product as uncharacterized. Lineage: Eukaryota; Metazoa; Arthropoda; Copepoda; Calanoida; Temoridae. The record is from RefSeq and is a predicted model, not a curated record. The transcript has 3 exons.